This is a messenger RNA of Knipowitschia caucasica, 510 nucleotides long. The record is from the annotation of a GenBank genome assembly. NCBI's taxonomy places the organism in Eukaryota, Metazoa, Chordata, Actinopteri, Gobiiformes, Gobiidae.
AUGUCAUGUUGGAAUCUUCGCCUGUGGAAAAGUGCGGAGCGGCGAAAGAUGUUCAUCGCUAUUGAAACCGAACUAAGCUGCUACGUGCCAAGUGCCUCUGCUGCUCAAACCCCGGGCUAUGGGGCCCUGGACUGUCUCUUCUGCACACGCCUUUACCAUCAUGCCUAUGAACAACUAAUGACAGGAGUUUGUUAUAUAGGGCAGUCAGCGCUGACCACGUGCCCUGAAGGUCUCAUUGAAAUCUCCACCGUGGAGAGAGGUGUAAUAACUCUUUUUGGUGUCACGAGUCAACAGUUUGUCGCAAUGAACAGCAAAGGAAGGUUAUAUGGCAAGAAGUCCUUUGGAGAUGAGUGCAAGUUUAGGGAGACUUUGCUUCCCAACAACUACAACGCCUAUGAGUCUUUUGUUUACAAGGGCUUCUACAUCGCUCUCAGCAAGCAUGGCCGUGUAAAGAGGGGCAACAAGGCCACCACCGCCAUGACGGUUACCCAUUUCCUUCCAAGACUUUGA